Helicoverpa armigera (cotton bollworm) is the source of this 7449-nucleotide messenger RNA. RefSeq names its product protein turtle (gene tutl). The record is from RefSeq and is a predicted model, not a curated record. Bases 416 to 3832 code for a protein of 1138 amino acids. Gene Ontology annotation, molecular function: protein binding. Lineage: Eukaryota; Metazoa; Arthropoda; Insecta; Lepidoptera; Noctuidae. The transcript is spliced from 18 exons. Gene Ontology annotation, biological process: cell-cell adhesion.
GCGGCGCUGGCGUCGCGCGCGCCAGUCCAGCCCGCGCCCUCGCCGCCGCCGCACCGCGCGCGCGACGCAGCCUCCCACACGCACGACGCACUCUCAUACUAAUAACAAUGAAUUCCCACAUCGGCCCCCUCGCAGCUGUGCUACUAUAAUAGUUUAUGUGAUCGCCACCGGCCCAGUGCUCUCCCGGCCGCGAGACCGGUCCAGAUCGGGAAGCUGCGCCGGCCUCACGCCCGACUACAGUGGAAUGCGGCAAUUUUAACUACUGCGGACCCCGGGGACCCAUAUAAGAAUAGGGAUCGAACGAUUACAAUCCCAGCCGUAAGAGCGAGGCGCCUGGCGGUGGUCGGAUGCAGCUCGCACUGGUGAUGCAUCAACGAUGAGUCGCCGCGCGCGGCCGUGACAUGGGAGCGCAGGCAUGGGCUGGCGCGCCGUGCAACCGCCGCACAUCGCCGCCGGCUUGCUCCUACUGCUGCUAGUUAACCUGCCAGUAACCUGCCACCAAGACCACCAAGAUGCUGUGCACAUCACGGCGAUCCUCGGCGAGAGCGUGGUGUUCAACUGCCAGGUGGACUUCCCGGAAGACAUCCCGGUGCCGUACGUGUUGCAGUGGGAGAAGAAGGUAGGCGAAACGGGACAGGACAUCCCGAUCUACAUCUGGUACGAGAGCUACCCGACGCACAGCGGCGAGGGCUACGAGGGCAGGGUGUCGCGCGUGGCGCCCGACUCGCCCUACGGCGCGGCCAGCCUCAACCUCACCAAUAUCCGCGAGUCUGACCAGGGUUGGUACGAGUGUAAGGUGGUGUUCCUCAACCGGUCACCCAACCAGCACAAGAAUGGCACAUGGUUCCACUUGGACGUGCACGCGCCACCACGCUUCUCCAUCACACCGGAAGACAUUAUUUACGUUAAUUUAGGAGACGCCAUAAUCCUCAACUGCCAAGCGGAGGGCACGCCGACGCCCGAGAUCCUGUGGUACAAGGACGCGAACCCCGUGGAGCCGUCGGGAACGGUGGGCAUCUUCAACGACGGCACGGAGCUGCGCAUCAGCAACAUUCGCCACGAGGACAUCGGCGACUACACGUGCAUCGCGCGCAAUGGCGAGGGACAGGUCUCGCAUACCGCGAGGGUCAUUAUUGCUGGAGGAGCUGUUAUUACUAUGCCGCCAACGAAUCAAACAAAGUUAGAAGGAGAGAAGGUCCAGUUCUCAUGUGAAGCGAAGGCGUUGCCGGGCAACGUGACGGUGAAGUGGUUCCGCGAGGGUGCUCCGGUGGCCGAGGUCGCAGCCCUGGAGACACGCGUCACUAUCCGCAGAGAUGGGGCUCUGGUCAUCAACCCGGUGGCGGCCGACGACUCGGGACAGUAUCUGUGUGAAGUGUCCAACGGAAUUGGAGACCCUCAAAGUGCUUCGGCCUAUUUGAAUGUUGAAUAUCCAGCGAAAGUUACGUUUACUCCAACCGUGCAGUACCUCCCAUUCCGUCUGGCGGGUGUCGUGCAGUGCUACAUAAAGGCCAACCCUCCCCUCCAAUACGUGACCUGGACGAAGGACAAGCGGCUGCUGGAGCCCUACCAGACAAAGGACAUCGUCAUCAUGAACAACGGCUCCUUGCUCUUCACGCGGGUCAACCAGAACCACCAGGGUCGCUAUACUUGUACACCUUAUAACGCGCAGGGAACCCAAGGCUCUUCUGGUCCGAUGGAAGUGUUAGUUCGUAAACCACCAGUGUUCACAGUGGAACCGGAACCCCUGUACCAAAGAAAGGUGGGCGAGUCAGUGGAGAUGCACUGCGAGGCGCAGGAGGCGGAGGGCACGCAGCGCCCGUCGGUGCUGUGGCGGCGGCGCGACGGGCUGCCGCUGCAGAAGGCGCGCGUGCGGGCGCUGGGCGGCAACAUCACCAUCGACACGCUGCGCCGCCAGGACUUCGGCAUCUACCAGUGCGUCGCCUCCAACGAGGUGGCAACGAUAGUAGCGGACACGCAGCUGGUGAUCGAGGGCACGCAGCCGCACGCGCCGUACAACGUGUCGGGCACCGCCACCGAGUUCCAGGUCACGCUGCGCUGGCAGCCGGGCUACGCGGGCGGGCCCGACUACAAGCAGGACUACACCAUCUGGUACCGCGAGGCCGGCUUCUCCGAGUGGACCAAGGUGCCCGUCACGCCCUCCGGUGCUACUUCUGUCACAAUAAACCGGUUGCAGCCCGGCACCACGUAUGAGUUUCAAGUGAACAGCAAGAAUACAAUAGGAGAAGGAAUGAUGAGUAAAGCUAUUACGAUAAGAACUCUCGAUGUAGGCGCCAAACCGAAGGCGGCUCCGACCCCGGCGGGGCCUGUAGACGAAAAGAUAUUCCAAAACGCACCCGAAGGCUCUGGUCCGAAGUCUGGUCCUCCCCGGAACCUGACGGUGACGGAGGUGCACAACGGGUUCCUGAUCACGUGGCAGGCGCCGCUCGAGCGCUCGCACCUGGUGCAGUACUACACGAUCAAGUACCGCACCGACGCGCAGUGGAAGACCCUCAACCGAGGACAGAUACGCCCUGAGGAGACCAGCUAUUUGGUAAAAAAUCUAGUGGGUGGGCGUACAUAUUACUUCCGCGUGCUCGCCAACUCGGCGACGAGCUACGAGAGUUCCGAGGAGGUGAAGUUCCCGGUGCCGGCGCGGGUGAAGCACAAAGCCAUCACGGCGGGCGUGGUGGGCGGGAUCCUGUUCUUCAUCGUCGCCAUCAUCCUGUCGGUGUGCGCCGUCAAGAUCUGCAACAAGCGCAAGCGACGCAAGCAGGAGAAAGCAUACAACAUGGUAGCCGCGCGACUGACAGACCUCCGCGCCGCUGAUAGCACUCAAGUGCCUUUUAAGAAAUUUAGAGAACGCGGAAUAUCGAGUAUAGUGCAGUGUUUGCGGUUUACUGCUAACUGGGUGUGGCCGGCGUCGCGCUGCGGCGGCGAGGCGCGCUACUGGGUGUCGGUGCGGCGCGUGUCGCCCGCGCCCUCCGCCUCGCCCGCGCCCUCGCUGGCGCCCUCCUCCUCCGACGACGGCGGCUUCCUGCCGCGCCUGCGCGCGCCGCUGCGGCCCUCCGCCGCGCCGCCGCUGUUCCGCGCCUCCUCCCCGGCGCUGGCGCUCCACUGGCCGCCCUGGCCCCCGUGGCCCCCCUGGGCGGCCGCCUGGACGCCCUGGUCGCCGCUGCACGUCUCCGACCUCAGCUCCGUGCCCUUCCCGAGCUCUGCGGACGGCUCGUUCCCGACGCCUCCGUCUCCCUUCCGCUUGAGAUCGCUGCGACAGAGCGCACACGACGCGCGCUCCGCCGGCGCCCUCGCCCGCCCCCGCGCGCGUCCACUGCCGCGCCACGCGCGCCCGCGCCCCGUCGCCGACCUGCCGCCGCCUCCGCACGAAGCGUCGCCCGAGAGCCGCUCCUCCUCCAGCGGGUUCGGCAGCAAGAACGCGUCGUCGUCGCAACACAACCGCAGCAGUCGCACGGGCAGCCUCGCGGAGUGGAGGCCGCCGCCGUACCGGCCGCCGCCGCCGGCGCCGCCGCCGCGGCCGGGCUCGGGCGAGGCGGGCGACGCGGGCUCGGUGGACGUGCACUACGAGUGGGACCGCGCCACGCGCACGCCGACGCCGUCGACGCCGGAGCGGCCGCGCGCGCGGCCCUCGCGCGACGACGUGGAGGCUCGCGUCCGCGCCAUGAAGGAGGAGUUCCUCGAGUUCCGCAAGCGCCAGGCGCUGCGCCGCCGCUCGCCGGAGCCGCUGGCGCCGCCGCCGCCGCUGUCGCCGCUGUCCCCGAUGUCGCCGCUGGCUGCGCUGGCACACUCACCGCCCGCGCCGGCCGAAACUGUCUGCUGACCACCGACAAAAUGACCAUUCGAGUUUUAUAAGCUCAGAAUGGUUGAUUUACUCCCCACCGAGCUCUAAGUUCUAUUGAUGUACGGUUCUUCUUACCAGAGAUGUGAUGGAAGAAUUACCCAUACAUCUGUUUUAACUUCUGCUGCCCCUUCCUUAAUAAUUAUUAUUUAAAUAACACUAAUUAGCUUGAGCAUUAACUUAUUGAAUAUGAGGCGCGAGCGGUGACCGCUAGUCAAUGCUGACUGUCGGUAAAUGUUCAACAAUCAGUAAAGCCCAGAUCCACAAACGGGGGCUAUUCGGAUGUAGGUAUUGAUUUGGUACGUUCACUGUUUAUGUAGUGUUAAAAGAUCCCACCAGGUGACUGGCGCUACGACCACGCCGCCGGUAACCAUUAUUAUAAAUAAUAGAUACUUAGAAAAUGAUGACUUGAGUCGCACAAAAAAAAUUGCGACUGUAAUAAUGUACGUAUAAAAGUGGAUGCAGUGGCGUUUUAUGCUCGCACUGUCUGUUUUCCUAUCUGAUAAAAUAUGUCAAUUAAAUUGUUCGGUGUAAUCUCGCACCUCGCAACACGUUUAUUGAAAUAAACAUGGCACAAUGUGACUGGCGAUAGCCGCAAAAACGAACACACUUCCAUUUUUUAUUCCCAUUAAUAAAUAUGCAUCGAAACCUUCUAGGUAUUAGGCUAAUGCACUGACUGAAUGCUAAAAUACUUACUAUAAUCAGAAGUGCCAUACACACAACAUAAAGUAUCGUUGUAAUAUUUAUUGUGAUGUGGGCCGCAUGCCCGGCGAGCAGCCAGUGCGAGUGACGUUCACCUUAACGCUUUAGGUAUGAGCGGGGAAGCAUCCACGGCACCGCUCAUACCAACAUUAUAUUGUAGUUAUUAUUGUAACUAAUUACGAAUAACGAUUUACUAAAAGAACAGUCGCGACUGAGGGUCGAGCGCGCGAGCAGACGCCAGCACGCGACACGUGUGAUCAGUAGCUGCCGACAGAGUUCCUGCUGAGAGGUUGCGCAUUCGAGCUUCAGUCCCGACUGUUCGUUUAUAAUAUACAACAAAAUAAUCAUUAAGUAGAUUUUAGAAAUAAUUUAGAUUGAUACAAAACGUGUAAACUCAGUUUUGUUUGAUUUUUUAAUGAAUUAUUGUUUUACAAGUACAAAUUUAUUUUAUUACAUUAUUUUUAUUUAUGUAGUUACAACAAUUUAAAAUGAACAACUGUACAUAUGUAAAAACAUAUUAGAUAUUACCUAUAUACAUUUAUUUAUUUAGGUGUGGUGUGGUAUGAUUGAGGUUCUGGAGAACUGUUCGCCAGUGCUUGUGACUUGCGAGGCACUCGACACUGUCGCCAUUAGACACUGCCGACUUAGGAACUUCCCACAAUUAUAUUUACUAUCUCUUAUAUUAAUGAACUUAUUUUUUUAUCUUGUGUGGCUGAUGACUUAUUGAUUAAUGUUAUGAAGAUGCGACUUGAUGUGUCAAUGCCCGAAGUAAUCGCAAAGGUUCAGUCAAUUGUUUUGGACUUCACUCAAACGAUGAGUAAUUUUUUUAAAGAAUUUUUGUAUGUAAUUUUUUAAGCCCAUUUCUGAAAUUCAUUGGGAGUUAACAUUUACUGUAUGUUUGUUAUGUCACAAAAAUAAUAUUAAUAUUUUAAUGAUGAUCGGUUCCUUGAAUAAUCCCACCUAUGUAGUUGACCAGUCAAAACCAAGACUGUUUAGUAUUAUGUUCGUUAUUAGGUUUACUUAUUGUGUCAAAUGUGCUCUUAGAUAUUUCCUUGCAUGCAUGUUGCACUUUUUGUACCUAUUGUUUGUAACGCAGAAUUUUUUAUUCGGAUAUCGAGUUAAGGACCUCCUAAAAAUAAGUAUAAAAAUGUACGCUUUAAAGAAAUUGGAAUAAAAUUACUCAUAACAAAUAGAUAGGUAGGUAUGAUAAGGUGUAGUUAGUUGUGCGUGCAUGGAAGCGUCUGACUCGGAGCACAGACGCGGGCGCCGCGUGCGUCGCUGUACCGCGGAGUGACGCGAGCGCAUCACUGUUCACUGCUCACGACGCGACGGUGUACACUUAAGCUACGUAUAACGACACAAUAGAACCUUGUUUUGUUUUUAUUAAUUUUUUACUUGUUCUCUAAGUAACUUCCGCCAUAGCAUACACUUAGAAUAUUAGGAUCGACGAUUUGUGCAAUAAAUUAUCCAUUGUUCACUAUAAAUAAAUUAUGAUAUGUUUAAAUAAUUAUGUAUGUAUAUGCUCAAUAUUUUCGACUGACCAACUGUAAAAAAUACUAUCGAGAAAUGUCUAAAUCAAUAUUGUUUAUUGCGAAUUUAUUAGUUAUGCUUUGUUAUUAGAGAAGAAUACUUUGCAAUUCGUUGAUAAGAAGUAAUGUAGAAUACUUAUCGCGAACAGACAACUGUUGGGCUAGCUUACAAGGAGGCCGUGUGGCGGGCAGUAGGGUGCACGUGCCUACAUCGUCAUUCUUAUUGUUUGGUUGACCGUGGCGGGCAUAUCACGAAUCUAAAAAAUAGUCCUGUUUUUAAUGUUUGAUCUUUUAGUAUAAUACUUAUAGAAUUGUAAAUAUUUGUUUUAUUGAUUUCAUGUCAUUCGGCGAGUGAUAUAAAGUGACCACAAUAUAUAUCGCACACAAUACGUAGGUGCACGACUACAUUCAAGUAGUUUGCGUAGGUUUUAUAUAAUAAUGCCUAAAUCACUCGUUUUACUGAAAUUAUAUUUAAAUGCGAUCAUUGUAACAACCACCAAGACUUGAAAUUCAAUUAACGUGAGCUGUUCACAACGUAUGUACCUACUUAGGUAUUAUUUUGACAAAUUUAUUAUAAUUGUACGUACGAAAGUAAGAAACAAGAGUAAUAUAUACAUAUAGCUCAAACCAUGUGAUAUCUAGUCUUUUCCAUUAUAAAAUUAUCCUUCCUUUACAUACUAAAAUUAUCAUUAAAAAUCGCAUUUUCACUUAUUUUAACCUUUUCAGAUAAUUUGGAUAUGACUGCCUACUAUUUCUCUGAAAUCGAAUCGAUCUGAAAAUGUCGAAGUUACACUAAAGUAAGCCCAAUGUCGAAGCACAUGCAUUUCUUGAACGGUCUACACACUGAACUUUUCUCGUCCAUUUAUUUCAUAAACAUAAGUAAAGGCUAAGAAGCAUUACUGAAUAAAUAGCCCAAACAUCAUUCGACAAUUUCUAGACUAAAAUGAAAAAGAUAGCAAUAUUUUAGAUUAAUGUAACUAAAUCGUAUUUAUCAGUUUGUAUAAAGGAAAGUAAUUAAACGAAGUUAUUGCACAUUGGCAGAAUGUAUUGCGGUGAAACAGGGCACCCAACUCUUAAAAACUUAAGGCAUAAUGCACAAUAUCUCAGCACAAUAAGUGAUAUUAUAAAAAUACUCGAAUCUUCAAAAUAUCAUACUGAGCACUUUAACUGUUACUCCAAUGAAUCCACAAUAAGUUUGCCUCGAUUGAAAGAAAAUAUGCACAAGCAACAUUUUUAUAACUCGAGUAUAAAUCCAUUUUCAUUUAUAGAAUAUUUUUAGUUAUAAGUGUUGAGAUCAUGUGUUUACUGUGUAAGCACAAAAAGGAUUCAAUUCAAAAAAAUAAAAAUACAAUAACGUUGCUAUGAUUA